AAUUCACAGACAAAUCGAAUGUCAUAAAAAAAAAAACUAUAUUUUAAAAGGUUCAAAGAGUUUGAAUAUUUUGAAUUAUUAUUACUAUCAUACGAUAUUUUAUUAUUACAUGUGAUGCAUAUUAUGUUAUGUACUUAAAAUAAGUCGGCCAAAAAUUAAAAAAAUAAAAUCAAUAAUUUUCAAGCAAAUCUAUAUUUUUAAAAUGAUAAAAGGAUUUAAUUGCUACAGAAAAAAAAUUUAAGUUUAUAAAGAAAAUAAAAAACUUGAAAAUUCACCAAAAAAAAAAAAGGAAAAUGAAUAAUUUAGCACGGAGGAAACAGCUAACGCUCCCCCAACUCUUUGAUCUCAUCAUCAUCAUCAUUAUCAUCAUCUCCUCUCCCUUUGUUGUCUCGUGCUGCCGACUCGAUUAUCUUUAACCCUUUACCCGCCACCGUCUACGCCUCCACUCUUCGCUUUUUGCACGAGCAGUGCCGGAGGCCGAACCAAAAGACGCAGAACACCCAGACAAAGUUGGGGUUUGUCGCAAUCCCGUGUCAUCAUCUUGUGAUUCUUCUUUACAAAUAGCUUCUCGUAGAAGGAACAUUGCAUUUGGUCCUCGGCGUCCACCCAAGGUCCCCUCCUUCUCCCCUAAAUCGUCGUUUAUUUUCUUCUUCCCCUUCCCCCCGGCCGGGUUGGCGGAGAGGGUUAGGGGGUUGUGCGAGAUGAGCUGGAGGAAGGAAAAUCAUCUUCCGCGGGUGAAGAUGAUUGCGGGAUGGCGGAGGUGAUGGAGGAGUCGUUGAGCUGAGAGAUCUGCUCGAUCCUCCAAGAAAAGUGGUUUCUGGAACAGUUAUGACGAUCGCCUAUGGGAGUUGCUGAGCCAAAUCUUGCUUUGUGUUGCAAGAUUGCAUCGUGGUUCUCGAUGGGGCGUUCAGGUGAUGUGGUUUUGGUUUUGGUUUUGUCUUCAAGGGGUUGUGAUUAGCAUCGUAUCAUUGUGGCAUCAGCGGGCGGUAGUGAAGACUGGUUCAAGAAAUCGUAGGAAUGAUGGAUUCGAUCUCAGAGGCAGGUCUUCGUGAGUGGCCGAGUUGCUGCGAGCUGCGCUGAGGAGAAACUCGUGUUUCUAAUGGACCGCCACUGCCGGUUGGUUUACGGCUGGGUCACAGUUGCUCGAGGGUUUCUUUUCGGGUUGCUGUCGCGUUGGAGGGAUUCUGUGGUGGGAGGCUUGAGGUCCCUGGUUACCUUGGGGACGACAGCUCUAUUCAUCAUUUUGUGGAGUUGCUUCCUUUGCUCGACUUCUGUGACUUCGCUUGUUUAUGUGCUUCUUAGUCUGGGAGCUGCUGCUGCUGCAAUUCACUAUUUGGGCUUCACACCUGGGCUCUUGAUCGUUGGGUUUUAUGGCAUUUUGAUCAUGUGGAUGUAUGGCUAUGUUUGGAUAACAACAAUGCUAUUAAUAGUUGGAGGUUAUAUGUUUUCUCUGAAUCAUGCACGGUUCUUGAUUUUAAUGGCAACUGCUUAUGCAGUUUAUUGUGUCAAUGCUCACGUUGGAUUGCAUGGAGUUCUUUUGUCAUUAAAUAUUUCUUUUAUUUCCAAUGACAUAUUGAAUAAGUUGCUACAAGGAUAUGAUGGUAAUGGUAAAGGCAUACAUGUUAAAGAGCAAAAGGAACCAGAACAGGUUAUAGAAGACUUUCUUUUUGACAGUGAAAAUUCCCCUCUGUCUAAAGAGACUGAAGACGUGACAUAUUCUAAAUCAUCUUGCACAACACCCAAGGCAUCAAACAUGCCAAAUACUCAGAAGGAUGCUUCCUCUAGUAAGGUUAACAUAGUGGACUUGACUUCGUUUGUUGAGAUAGAAAGGAUAAUGAACAGCUCAAACCAUUAUGAAGUUCUGGGCUUUCUUAGGAAUAAGAAUGUUGAUCCUAAUAUAUUGAAGAAGGAAUACCAUAAAAAGGUCUUGCUUGUGCAUCCUGACAAAAAUAUGGGAAAUUCAUUAGCUUGUGAAUCGUUUAAAAAGCUUCGGUGUGCAUAUGAGUUUUUGGCUAAUAAGCAAAAAGGAAAAAAAACUCAGGUUCUUUCAGAUUUCGCAAAGAAGAAAAACUAUGAUGAACAAUUGAGGAAGGAAGAAUCUGGGAGAGUGUGUCACAGGUCUUCUGUAACAUCUCAACAGGGUGCGGUGGAGUACCGUUCUGAAGAAUCUAGGUGUAUUGAGUGCACAAAGUGUGGAAAUUCUCAUAUAUGGAUAUGCACUAAUAGAAGUAAAGCCAAGGCAAGGUGGUGUCAGGAUUGCUCCCAAUAUCAUCAAGCCAAAGACGGAGAUGGGUGGGUAGAAAGUGGGUGCUCACCAGUUGUUAUGCCACCUCGGAAGAGAGCAAAAUAUUUGAUGUGUCCGAGUGGGCUUCUUGUCAGGGAAUGGAAUGUAGGCCUGACACUCAUGGGCCAACUUUUCAUGUCAACAUGGUUGGUUUGGACAAGACAGGGCUGCGAUCCAAUUCCUCCAGAUAUCCUUGGGGAUUGGAUGCUGAGAUGAUCGAUUAGGAUGAUGAGUUUGAGCUGUGGCUUCAGCAGGCUUUAGCAUCUGGCAUAUUCUCGGAGACUCAGAAACAUAGAAAAAGCUGGCCGUUCAAGAUUAACCAGAAAAGCAUGAGACCAUGGCGAAGAUUACCACAAUUGAAGAUAAUUAGGUGAAUAUUUAAUUGGAAGAAUUUCUUGUUUUGUCAAUAUUACAAAAGAAGAAGCACUAGAAGGAAUAUCGCAUCAGCCAAAUGAUGAAGUCUCAUUCUGAGUAAGCAGGCUUCUUGAGAAUAGAUGGACUAGAAGAGUGAUUAGUUGCGCUAGAUGAACUCGCCGAUAGUUGAGCAAUGUGUGGUCAUAUGACUUGCGGAGAAGGUCAAUUUCUUUGUCAUGAAAUCUUAAUGUGGAAAACGACGGGAAGGUUAUCAUGGUUUCGGCAGUUGUGACCCUGCAAAAUGCGGACAAUCGAAUCAGAACACUGGAGAAGCAAAAGGAGAGUUUUUCUCCGCCAUUCAUAUGAAAAUUAAAAAGAAAAAUGCUAUAAUGGGACAAUCUGUAAAUAAAUUAGAGGCAUGUUUUAUUUAGGUUAUCAAUGUCCUGUCAUAUUUUCUAGAGUAGAAAGCUGAUCUAGGGUAGGCAAACUUGUAAAGAAACACUGGUGAUUGAUGCAUCAAGCAAUUCACUUUAUGUAGCAUCUGUGGCAGAUCACCUCUAUUGCAACUACAUUAUAUGAC
Molecule: messenger RNA, 3218 nt
Organism: Musa acuminata AAA Group (dessert banana)
Lineage: Eukaryota; Viridiplantae; Streptophyta; Magnoliopsida; Zingiberales; Musaceae
Exons: 9
Coding region: 1100-2500 (466 amino acids)
Source: RefSeq, a predicted model, not a curated record